Molecule: messenger RNA, 1002 nt
Organism: Trematosphaeria pertusa
Lineage: Eukaryota; Fungi; Ascomycota; Dothideomycetes; Pleosporales; Trematosphaeriaceae
Exons: 1
Source: RefSeq, a predicted model, not a curated record
CCCAAGCGCGUCGCAACCAAGUGCGGACACCCGCUCCAUCCUUCGGCUUCACCACACACCCCCAAUUGCCCAGCUUGCACUCUCGCUACUGCAAAAUCGAGGCUCGAGACUGCACAGGAGCUGUUGUUACUAAAUGGAGGCCUCGAACGUCCCUGGAACUUGCGCGACGCAGCAUGGAACCGCGCGCGCCUCAAAUACAAUAUUGCGAACCGACGGAUGGAGGACGCGAGGAAAAGAGACCAGUUGCGGUGGGAGCGAGAGCAAACCUGGGAUGAAGCUCGCCUACGGACAGACGCCGUGCGCGUUGAUGAAGCCUGGGACUCCAACGUCGCCUCCGAUGUUUCGACAUGUGGGACAACGACACCGAGCCCGGAUGAACCUCGCCGUGCCAGCUUGACGUAUGGCACCUGGUGGGAGCGUCCUGGUGCCCUUGCGCCGGAUCGCGCACCCUUGACGCCGCAGCGACUGAAGAGAAAACGACGCAGCAAGGCACCCGUCAAGCCAAAAGGCUCACCGACCAUGCGCAGGAUAAUCCGAUCGCUCCGCGUUGCUAUCGCUGCUACGGAAGCUGAGAAACAGGCCCUGCAAGAGCGCUACAGAACCGAAACUGUCGUGCGCCAUAAGUGGCGAUUGGACGAUGAGACACCCUUUCCGGCGGACUUUUGGGCCUCUCCUGUUUCUAACGUUAUAGCACGGCGAACUCACCGGUACCUCCAGGAUGAGAAACGGAAAAUAGAACGACGUGCUCGAGGCAACAAACUCCGUCAGCGGCCCCCGCGUAGCUCGCUGUCUCACUGCGAGAGCGCCGAGGCUCUGAGAUCAGACGAAGACCUGGAGGAAAAGAUCAAGCUGAGAGAGGAAGCAGAGGAGCAGGAGAGACUGGAGAGGAAAGCCAGGAAAGUAGGAGCAGAGGUGGGGUACCUAUAUUUCGUUGGGGAGAUUGAUGGGUUAGAUCAGUGGAAGGAGGAUUACCUGAGGAGCAAUCAUAACCUGGUGUCGCGG